Molecule: messenger RNA, 297 nt
Organism: Encephalitozoon hellem ATCC 50504
Lineage: Eukaryota; Fungi; Microsporidia; Unikaryonidae
Product: glutaredoxin
Exons: 1
Coding region: 1-297 (98 amino acids)
Source: RefSeq, a predicted model, not a curated record
AUGAGUAAGGGUGAGCUGGGAAAAGCCUUGAGCAAGAAUGAGAAUUUGGUGGUUUCUAAGAGAGGGUGUCCAUUUUGUUUGGAUGCUGUCGAGGUGCUGAAAGAGCGGAGGGUUGACUUUGAUGAGAUCAGGAACACUGAGAAUGAGGAGCUUUCGAAAGAAAUAGAAAAGGAAUAUGGGUUUUACACAUUCCCUAAGAUUUUUCUUAAGGGGAAGUUUAUCGGAGGAGCAAGUGACUUGAGGAAGUAUGUGACAACAAAGGAGUUUCUUGAUGCCUUUGGGUCCGGUGAAAAAUAA